AUGGAUAAAGAUUCAAAUUCACUUGUAGCAAAUGAAGAAGUUAAAGAACUGACAAUUCAAAGUUGCACUACCUCUGAAGAUCACUCUUCACUACUGCUCCCUGUUAUUAAUCCCUCAUAUCCAGUAUUUUCAAAUUUGAUGGCAGGUAAGAUAGACCCUGUCCUAGAGCUUGAAGAGCCUGCUGGAGUUCCAUUGGAGCCAAAUUCUGGUGUGAACGAAAGAUGUUCAGUGUCAAGUAUGCCACCAUCUUCCGUGAUACUAGACAAAAAGGAUGCUUCUGUAUGGUCCUCAUCAAAUAUACGCCCUACAGAACCGACAACAGAGCUCACAUCAGCAAGGGAUCUAUGCAUUGCUAUACUGAGAAAAGAUGGACUCAUAACUGAGUCACAAACUAAAAUCAUUUCAGAGGAAUCCACUGAUUGUAAUGCCAACCACUUGGUGACAUGCAAUGCUUGUGGAAGCUUGGAUGUUCCACUAAAGAUGCUUAUAUGUGAUUCUUGUGAAGCAGCAUUCCAUUUGCCUUGUUGCAUCCCUUGUAUUAAGGUGGUACCAGCUGGUGAAUGGUAUUGUCAGCCAUGCUUGAAGAAGAAACCUAAGAGUCUUUAUGGUCAACUAUUAGAGGGCAAGGUCAGGUCUUCCGGGAAUAUGGACCAAAGGCCUCAUGGCAUGAGUCAUAUAGAGUACAUGUUCAAAGAUGUCGAAUCAUACGUUACUGGGGUUCGACUUGGUGGAGAUUUCCAAGCUGAAGUGCCAGAAUGGUAUGGUCCCAUUUCCAGAAGAACAUCGUUGGGGCGUAACCCUUUUAGGAACGUGCCAUAUCGUGACCAGGGUGUGGUGUUAAAUGGGCAAGGGUCGGGCCAUCCACCCCCUGGUGGCGUGCUGUAUCUUGAUCUGGAUACAGUGAUAAGUGAGCAAGGAUCAGGUCAUUGCAUCCUUAGUGGCGCUAUAUCGACCCCCGGGUGUAGUGAAAAAUGUGCAAGGGUCUUCGCAUUUGACUCGAUGAGUGCGAAGGCACGCAUAGUCGCUAGAACGAAGUGGUGGAAGCUCAAGGCUUUCAAGGAGAGGGUUAUUAAGGAGGGCUCUUGGGAGGAAGGAGGUGAUGCAAACAAUAUGUGGACGAAGGUGGCGACUUGCGUUUGGAAGGUGGCUUUAGAGGAGUUUGAGAAGGCUAUUAAGGAAAAGAAAGGUUGUUUCAAAUGCCCACACUUGGAUAUGAGUGCAGACAACACAGAGUACAAGGUGGCAAAGAAAACCACGAAGCUUAAUAGAACUAAAACUGAGUACACGAGGUGCGGUUUCUGUAUUACUAGGCACGAAGAGGAGGAGAAUGUUGGCCAACUAAAAUGGCGACAUGUCCAACAGUUGGGUGUAGCAGAGAUGCACACGCUGAGAUGGAUAUGUGGCCACACAAGAAAGGAUUGGGUCCAGAAUGAUGAUAUACGUGAUAGAGUUGGGGUAGCACAGAUUGAAGAGAAUUUUGUUCAAUAUCGUCUGAGAUGGUUUGGGCAUAUACAACACAGCCGCCGCCAUGCCGCGACCUUGCUAGCUGCUGGUCAUCCAGCACGCACUGCUCGUGACUGCCGCAAACAUGAAUGGCACCACGAUGUGCCCCAUGCGCUCCACCCUGACGAGCUCGCUGGAGCCCAUGUUGCCAUGCUGGCGGAGCCAGGAUUUGCGACAUGGUUCUGUUCAAAGAAUAAUCAGAACAAAUCUUCAAGUUCAACUGGUAAUUGGGUACAAUGCCGUGAGGUCUUGAGCACAGGAGAUCCUAACAAGCCAGUAAUCUGCGGCAAGUGGAGAAGGAGGAACACAGCAGCAGAGGGGCGGAUCCAGCAGAGGAAGAGGAGCAGAAUGCUCCUGGCCACCACCGCCGGCAAUGGCGGGUCAGUGGGUGGUGGCGGCGGCCUGGUCCCAGGGCACCCCUAUAUGUUAGUCAGUCAGAUGAUUGGGAUUGUUUUUGUUGUCUUCUCUGGGAUCCAGCUCAUGCUGAUUGUGCUGUUCCACAGUUAA
Messenger RNA from Triticum turgidum subsp. durum (durum wheat), 2010 nucleotides. NCBI's taxonomy places the organism in Eukaryota, Viridiplantae, Streptophyta, Magnoliopsida, Poales, Poaceae. The record is from the annotation of a GenBank genome assembly.